Jaminaea rosea is the source of this 830-nucleotide messenger RNA. Its product is annotated as light chain 3. The record is from RefSeq and is a predicted model, not a curated record. Gene Ontology annotation, biological process: macroautophagy; cellular response to nitrogen starvation. Gene Ontology annotation, molecular function: phosphatidylethanolamine binding. Bases 96 to 455 code for a protein of 119 amino acids. The transcript has 4 exons. Lineage: Eukaryota; Fungi; Basidiomycota; Exobasidiomycetes; Microstromatales. Gene Ontology annotation, cellular component: fungal-type vacuole membrane; cytosol; autophagosome.
AUCUCCUCACCACCAUCAAAUCGCGAUACGCUGCUGCGCCUUCGUAUCAAGACUAUCCUCAGCCAACCCAUUACACGACAGCAGAGCUAGGCGACAUGCGAUCCAAGUUCAAGGACGAGCACCCUUUUGAGAAGCGCAAGGCCGAAGCAGAGAGGAUCCGUCAGAAGUACCCUGACAGGAUUCCGGUCAUCUGCGAAAAGGCAGACCGAACGGACAUCCCUACGAUUGAUAAGAAGAAGUACCUCGUCCCCUCGGACCUCACCGUAGGCCAAUUCGUCUAUGUGAUCCGCAAGCGCAUCAAGCUCGCGCCCGAAAAGGCCAUCUUCAUCUUCGUCGACGAGGUCCUGCCCGCCACAGCUGCUCUGAUGAGCGCCAUCUACGAGGAGCACAAGGACGACGACGGGUUCCUCUAUGUCAGCUAUUCAGGGGAGAAUACGUUUGGGCGCAGCGAGUAAGGGGAGGACAGGCUUCUCUUCUCUACGUCAAGCACGUCAACUCGCUCCAGUCUCCACGACGACCACGACUACCUCUCUCAUGAUCCGACUUCGACCUCGACCUUGUCUUGAUCCCGAUGGCAGCCUUGUACUCAUACGAAUUCGCGAUGGCAGCGAUCAGCAUGCGCGAGGAGAGCAGUGAUGGAGGGCAACGACGUCCGAACAAUAUGUUGCCCCUAAUGCUCCCCGCCAUCUAGCUUGGCAAGGGCUCAACGGGCUGGAGUAGCCGCCUGCCCGAACUCGUCGACGUCCUCGUGUAUGCUACCCGUCGUCUCAUCACCAUCGCGCGCGCGCCCGCUCUCUCGCUCUCCUCUCAAUAUCACGCCUUGAUCGCUC